ACAUAAAUAAAACAAAACCCAAUUGGAAGUGAAAAAUCAAUGUUUUUCGGCUUAAAAAGAACAGGUAAAAAAACACAUUCGAAGGAUGCAGACAGCAAAUUAAAGGAUGAGAGUAUUGUUUUCGAUUCUGCACCAUCACGUGACCUUAUCAACUGGCAACUGGUCUUUGGAAAACAAACCAAAACAAAAACUUACAAAAAUGUUGAAAAGUGACGCAAUGAGAUAGUGAAAAAUGCGUUUGACUGCAAUUUUAUUAAAGCCCAAAGCGUCGGAGGUCUUAACGGCUUACCUUAAACAAUGCAGCGAACCUCCGUGGACGUCUUAUUUUGUAAAGUUUAAAGAUGUUGAGAAUGAUCAGCGCGGUUGGUCACACUUCAAUUGGACGCUUGAUACUGGAACUAAUUAUCACAUACUUCGCACAGGAUGCUAUCCAUAUAUGAAAUACCACUGUAGUAAACGGGCUAUUCAAGAUCUCUCUUUGGAGGAUCGAUUUUUCCGGGUUUUGAAAGUUAUAAAUUUAGGAUUGCCAAUGUUGUUUUAUGGGCUUGCUGCGAUUCAUCUUAUAACUCACGAGGAAUUAGUUCAUUUACCAAAUGGUUCUCGAAUCCCUAUAUACUUUCUUUAUGCAGAAGAUAAAGGAUCAAUGCACUGAUGCGAUUGGCGUUUUUACUGUUUAUGUAAAAAUGACUAUACCACAUUGCACCAUUUUUACUUCCCUUUUUAUCAGCUCGGGAUGUAUCUAUGUAAUAUUGAUGCGCCUAAAAGAUGCAGCGAUUUCUAUUCUCAAGUUACAUACUUGAUUACAGUACGAAUGGAAAUUAUAAUAGCGAGGUUUUAGUUUGUAAACUAAAAUUUUAUUAAGUAACCGCUACAAAUAACAAUAAAAAGUACAUGAGGAGUUGAACUGUUAAAAUGUUUUACGGAUAAAUUGUUCGUUAAAAGUUAGAAAAAAAACAAAACUUUUACACUUUAAAUAGAUAUUAAAAUUCAGUGGCUCCGCUGGCUAGGAAAUGUCGUGCGAAUUGACGGAAACGCUCCAGCU
Messenger RNA from Rhagoletis pomonella (apple maggot), 1042 nucleotides. RefSeq lists its product as uncharacterized. Bases 233 to 652 code for a protein of 139 amino acids. The transcript is spliced from 4 exons. NCBI's taxonomy places the organism in Eukaryota, Metazoa, Arthropoda, Insecta, Diptera, Tephritidae. The record is from RefSeq and is a predicted model, not a curated record.